AGAUAGAGACGCCCAUCUACGAACGCAUAUACUCAUGUGUCUAAAGCAUAGCGGAUGGCGGCUGUCAACUGGUUGGUUCUUGCACUAAACAGGGUGGGAUUGUACGCUGACAAUUAUUGUUGAAAUUCGCAUCCCCUUAAAUCGGCGUAGUAUUUUAUUUCGUUUUGACCCGAUUAUCGUACCUACGAUGAGUUAGUGACGUUAGUAACAACCGUUUUAUGACAUCGGAAAUAGAGACAAUGGGUGAGCAGCCAAUAUUUACGUGUAAGGCACACGUCUUCCACAUUGACCCAAAGACCAAACGGUCUUGGGUUUCAGCCUCAACUGCUGCCGUUUCGGUCUCAUUUUUCUAUGACUCAACAAGAAGUUUAUACAGGAUUAUCUCUGUUGAGGGUACUAAGGCUGUCAUCAAUAGCACCAUCACACCAAACAUGACAUUCACCAAAACGUCACAAAAGUUCGGACAGUGGUCUGAUGUCCGAGCCAAUACUGUUUAUGGUCUAGGCUUUUCAUCUGAAGCAGAGUUGGGCAAGUUCAUUGAAAAAUUCCUUGAAGUAAAAGAGGCCACGAAAAUUGCUGGCGCCAAACUCCAGUCCAAUAGUUCAUCUGUGACACCGGCAACAAGUGCAAACGUUAGUCCAAUCACAUCUAGGUCUGUGUCCUCUCUGCCGUCUUCGGAACAAGAUCUAAUAGACCCGCCCAACUCGUCAAUGAUAAGUUCCAAUUUGUCGGCGUCUAACAAUCCGAACCCAAAUGCGAACUUGAUAUCUGCACAAAACAGUGUGCCGUUGGUCAGUAGUAGCCCUUUGCCAGGAGGCUGCCAGAGUAAAAUGGACGAGGAAUUGAAGAACGCAAUACACGCUAGGUCGCAGAGUAUGUCGCAGCAAAGUACAGAAAGCCCUCAGCACCAAGGAAAAUCCUUACAACAGAUUGGAUCUAGCCAAUCUAACCAGUCGACAGAGGCUCAGCUCAAAUACGAUAACGACAGAUUAAAAAUCGCUCUUGCUCAGAGUUCGGCAAAUGCCAAAAAGUGGGAGGUUGAACUGAUAGCCGUAAAUACGGCAAAUGCUAGACUGACAAGUGCCCUGCAAGAAUCAACGGCAAAUGUAGACGAAUGGAACAGACAGUUGCAAUUAUAUAAGGAAGAAAAUGCCAGGCUAAGGGCAAAGUAUGCGGAUUUAGAGGCCAGCAAAAUUUCUGAGGGUAACAGUGAGGCGCUCAGGCUGAGAGUUGAAGCACUGGAAAAUGAACUGAGAUCGCGAAACGAGGAGAUUAAAAGCCUGACCAUGGCCACAAAGAAAAAAGACUAUAUGUCACUGCAACAGGAGAACGGAGAGCUACGGGAAAUGUUGAACACUGUUCACGAGCAGCUGGAACUUGCCCUGAGUGCCAAUAAGGUGCAAAAACAGAACUUGGAUACUCUGAACUCGAGAUUAGCUGGCUACAUACAGGACCUGGAAACGGUACACCAGGAAAUAACGAACACGCUUCAAACAUAAGUCUAAAUGAUGUUAUAAUUUUUAAUAACAUUCGUAGAUUUUAUGAGAUAAACUAUACUCCUUAAAGGCUUCAUUAACGGGGGAAAUCUUAUCGUGAAAAAGGUGUGGAGCGCAUAUAUCAUUGGCUAUAAUGGAGCCUUUAUUAUUGACUUAUAUUUUGCAGAAAUCUAAGUUUCUUAAAACACUAGUUGAUUGUUGCAAAAAACAAUUCUCUUCAUUGUUUUAAAACAUAUGAUUGUUCGAAUAUCGAUAUGCCGUGUUUUAAGAUGAAUUGUCGAUUCUUAUAUUAGAUAUUUAUAUGUUGAAUUCAAUUUCAUGAUUCAAUCGAAGCUUUUCCCCUGUACAUUACAUCUAGCUAUUACCUACGAUUUUAUAACCGACGGAGUUAACAUCGUAUAGUAUAGUAGUAAAUUUCAUAGCAAUUUAUUGGCGAAGAAAAAAUGCACAAUCGAACUUAUUAGGGUUUCAUAGUAAAUAUCUGAACAGCCAGUGUGAUUACUUUUUCAUUUUACUAGAAGCUGCGUUCGUCGUCAGAAAAUUUUGAAACAAAAGAUGUUGAGAGCAAGCAUACAAAAAGGAUCCAACAAUUAAACUUGCAUAAACAAAAAAAACUUGCUCAAAUCGUUCGGCCAAUUCUUUUACAAUGUGCUAAUGUUAUGAUACUUUCGUAAGUGGAUAUCGCCACCUUGCUGGUUAUUUAGGUCUCUGUAGUUCGAGAAUUUAUUUUAAUUGAAUUAAAUGUUGAGAAAGUCGCGCAAUCUACCGUUAAGUGUAAGCUGAAACACAUAUUGCGUAUACCGUACGAAGUCUAUUUCAGCUUAUUGAAUAAGAAAAGAGAAAGAAAAAAAGAAAUCUAGCAUGAAAUCCAAAGUUUGGUAUUAUUCUUUUUUCGAACCUAUCAUAGUUAUUACAAUUUUUUUUGUUGUGCGUCAUUUGGUAAUCAGGAGUUUCUCCACAAUUUUUCAUCAUUUUUGUUUUUGCAGUUUCUUCAAAAUCCUUUCUUUCUCUUUCUCAUUUCGACAAUAAAAAAUGGGCUGAAAAGGCUGACUGAAAAAUAAACUGGUAGUAUAUAAUAUUUACAAUAGUAUUAUGUGAAAAGGACGUAAUAGCGAUGUUUUAAAUCGAGAAAUUGGAAACACAAACCUCGCUCGCCAUUUAUAUUAUCUUAGUGAAAUGAGUCUCAAACGCUCCCUAACUUGAUUUAUAACAAACAUGAAAAAGCAAGAACUCAUUACAGUUAUUUAUAAUUUUAGGCAAGUAUUUUAUUCAUCGAGUUAGGUCUCAUAUUUUAAGCCAACUGUAAUCUUGCGUCAACGAAAAAUGCUUGCUUUCACAUUUAUUUAUUGCAUUUACAUUAAUAUUAAGCCAUUUGAUGCUUAGAUCAGAUAUAGAUUUUAAUAACGAAACAACAAUCUGCAAGUUUUUUCCGUCAUUAUCAUAGAUCUGUACGUAGUAAUAAUAUUUUAGUUUAGCCGAGUUGUUUAGAAAUUGAAUCCAUUCUUCCAAAUCUUUCUGGUACAUUUUAAAAAUCUUUUUACAAAGUCUAAGCUGUUGAAUUUCUGUUUUUCUCACAAAAUUUUGUCCGCGUACCUUACGUUUUUCCCGUUUCUGUAUUCCGUACAAGUUCUUUUUGGCGUAGAAUAACUUUUUGAUAUUCUUUAUGUUCAUAAUGCUUAUCAUAUUCCGUCUUAUCCAUCCGGACACUGUAUUUUAACUUAACAAUUCGCAUCUUUUUAAUUACUGUUUUAUAAUGUUUUUCCUAUUUUUUCAGCUGCUAUCUCUCAUUUUCACGUCAAAUCAGCACUUGUAUCGGAUUCAUGUUACCAAUGACUUUUUAAUUCCAAUUUUACUAAAAUCUUUUGUCGUUCCAUGUUUCCUAUUUAUUCAUAUUUUAAUACUGUAAUAAUUUUCGAAUGGAGAAAAAAAAAUCUUCGUUCUACUCACUCCAAAAUCACCGAGAAAUCUCAAAAUAUAAUCUCUGUUGAAUUGAUUUUUACCAAUCAACACAUGCAAUCUAUUUUUUAAGACACGUAAGAAAAUAUAUAGAUAUAUCUUUAUUUCUACAUUUCUACAGCAUAAACAUUUCCUUCUCUGUCCCCUUAUUUCUGUUGUUUAAUAUUAUAUGUUUUCUC
Messenger RNA from Diprion similis, 3631 nucleotides. It is a transcript of the gene homer, whose product is annotated as homer protein homolog 1. NCBI's taxonomy places the organism in Eukaryota, Metazoa, Arthropoda, Insecta, Hymenoptera, Diprionidae. Gene Ontology annotation, biological process: G protein-coupled glutamate receptor signaling pathway; regulation of store-operated calcium entry. The coding region runs from base 219 to 1499 and encodes 426 amino acids. The transcript is spliced from 6 exons. Gene Ontology annotation, cellular component: cytoplasm; plasma membrane; dendrite. The record is from RefSeq and is a predicted model, not a curated record. Gene Ontology annotation, molecular function: G protein-coupled glutamate receptor binding.